This is a messenger RNA of Porites lobata, 880 nucleotides long. The record is from the annotation of a GenBank genome assembly. Lineage: Eukaryota; Metazoa; Cnidaria; Anthozoa; Scleractinia; Poritidae.
GGCACAGCAGACGUCAACCGGUUUAACCGAUUAAAGGAUUUUAACUGUGAGUGGCUCUCACGACCCAACAUCGCCAUUUCUGAGAUGGCACAGACAAUAAAAGACAAUUGGCCGCUGAUCGAGAAAAGCAGUGGGAAAGUGUUCACUAGAAAGUUUGUCCAGGAUCUUGGCGAGGUCAUCCUGCCGCUUAUGGAUACAUACGCCAGGCUGGAUAAUAAAGAUAACCCAACUCAUGACCCACCCACACACGACGAUGUGCUCGAUAUGCUCGAAGUCAUCAAUGUCAAUCCCGCAGUGGAAGAGUUGAUAAUCACGGGCUUCAAUGUGGCCGGACCUCUCUUGAUGACCAGCAUACAGAUGCUCGCAAACAACGCGCUACUGCACAACGUAACGAACUUCGCCCACGAGGGAGUGAGAAGUCCCGCCACCGAGGACUUCAAAGCCAAUCGGAACAAGGACACCAUGAUGAGCUAUUUGUUCAGCUCCAUUCUAAUGAAAUGUCGGGCAGUCGAAAGGCGGACAUCCCUGUAUGACUGAAGCCGGCUGGCAGACCGCCACGCCCUGCCGGACCCAAGCAGCCGCGCCAACUCCUGCACACGACGGCAAGCACCAUUGCCCGGCCCGGAAGAGGACUAGGCUCAACCAGCCCCUCGACCAAGCCGCCCUAGACUUGGCGAGCGUCAGCGCUCGUUGUCGCAGUCUUGGCGGCAAAAUGGCUGGGGUUUAUAUAAAUUGUUAAUUACCCAACAAUGAAAAUAAUGAGACAUUAAAAUAUGGUAUAAAAAAGCAUGAUUAACUUUUCGGUUAACUUUAACGAUUACAUGAAAUAGUCUGAACCGAGAUCUUUGACGGUGACCAAUUAUUGUGAAUUGCAUAUCAA